Zophobas morio is the source of this 1234-nucleotide messenger RNA. It is a transcript of the gene kri, whose product is annotated as uracil phosphoribosyltransferase homolog. Bases 172 to 834 code for a protein of 220 amino acids. The record is from RefSeq and is a predicted model, not a curated record. Gene Ontology annotation, cellular component: cytoplasm. Gene Ontology annotation, molecular function: ribosylnicotinamide kinase activity. The transcript is spliced from 5 exons. Lineage: Eukaryota; Metazoa; Arthropoda; Insecta; Coleoptera; Tenebrionidae.
UUUCCGUAUUUGACGUCUAGAUAUAACCUCACUUUCCGCUUGCCGUGCACAUUUCACACAUUUCCUGCUAACGUUUCGUCACACAACACACACUUUCAUCAGUAAAGCAUUCUCUGUGUCACGCUUUCCUAACCUCACUUUCAGUGGUGUAGAGCAUCAUAAUAAUAAAGCAUGGGCAAUGUAGAACUGGAUUUGAUUGAUGGGGCUGAGUACAUUAGUCAGUACAAGAACUUAAAAAUCUUGUACUGCAAUAACCAAAUUAAAGAGCUUCAAACGAUUCUCCGUGACAGGGAGACGUCUCGAAGUGAUUUUAAGUUUUCGGCUGAUCGACUAAUCCGUCUGGUUAUUGAGGAAAGCCUAAAUCAGUUGCCUUUUACUGACUGCAAGGUGAAAACGCCUACUAAUGCUACUUAUGACGGGUUGAAGUAUAAGUCUGGGAAUUGUGGGGUUUCGAUUGUGCGGUCCGGGGAGGCGAUGGAGCAGGGGUUGAGGGACUGUUGUCGCAGUAUUAGGAUAGGGAAGAUCUUGGUGGAGUCGGACGCCGACACGCACGAAGCGAAGGUGGUUUAUGCUAGGUUUCCGGAGGACAUCGCUCAACGACACGUAUUAUUAAUGUACCCGAUUAUGUCCACGGGCAACACGGUCAGUAAGGCCGUAACAGUAUUAAAGGAGCAUAAGGUCAAAGAAGAUAAUAUUAUUUUAAGUAAUUUAUUUUGCACGCCUGCUGCUGUCCAAACUGUCCUAGAAUCUUUCCCAAAGCUGAAAAUGCUGACGUCUGAGGUCCAUCCAGUGGCGCCCAACCAUUUUGGACAGAAGUACUUUGGUACCGACUAAAACCAAUCCAGUGACAGUCAAACCACCUUGAACAUAUGUGAUUAUUAAAUUAUUAGUGUGUACAUUUCAUUAACAAGUCAGUAUACUGAGAUGGUUUCUAAUUUAUUUAAACAUUUUAUUCUAAAACAUCGCGCAUUGUAGAAAACGUACAUAACUUUUUAUAACAUUUCUAACUUGGAACAGUACUUAAUAAGAUUUUUUUUUUUAUAUAUGUAGGUACCUAUUUGUUUAUAUUGCUACCAUAGUUGUGUGGUUUAUGAAGUUAAUUUAUUUUUUGGCAAUAUUAAUUGAGACGUAGAUUGGUGGAAUCAAACCAGGUGAUUAAUUUAUUUGUGUUUUUGUGUUCAUGUAGAUAUUACUUUAAGUUAAGAUGUGCUGUAUUAAUAGGUUAUGUUAAUAA